Verticillium nonalfalfae is the source of this 693-nucleotide messenger RNA. RefSeq lists its product as uncharacterized. Bases 1 to 693 code for a protein of 230 amino acids. The transcript has a single exon. Lineage: Eukaryota; Fungi; Ascomycota; Sordariomycetes; Glomerellales; Plectosphaerellaceae. The record is from RefSeq and is a predicted model, not a curated record.
AUGCGUGGACGCGGCGGUCGCGGCGGCAGGGGCGGACGCGGUCGCGGCGGACGUGGCCGUGGCGGUGACAGGGCGGGCGGCGACCGCGACGUCGAGAACGACAGCAAGAUGAACCAGCGGUCGCUGGACCGGUACUUUGUGCCGGCGACGGCCGAGGAGCAGGCGUACGCCGACGGCCUGCAGUUUGGCGAGGCCUCGAGCUUCCGCCCCGACGCCGUGACGCUCGAUUCGCUGACGGGCUGGGGCCCUGCCGUCGCCGGCGACGGCGAGCGCGCCAAGGUCGAGUCGGUCAUGCAGAACCUGCGCAUCCUGGGCGGCGCGCAGCCCUUCGAGCCGCGCCACCUCGGCGUGCCCGAGUGGACCGCCAAGAAGCUCGCCAAGACGGACAGCAGCAUGCACUUUUUCGACACCAAGGAGGAGAGGGCGCACUUUGUCGCGCGCCAGCCCGACUUCAAGAUUGAGGGCGCCGAGGAGGCCGUGCGCAAGGUCGUCCUGGCGCGCGCCGUCAAGGGCGAGCACGAGAAGCCGCAGUACAGCGCGGGCAAGAAGCCGGUCGACUUGGCGAGAAACGCGCAUCUCAAGGAGCCGACGUACAGGGAGAAGGACGUUGAGACCUUUGAGACCAAGGUGAAGCAGCUCAUUGCUUCGAAGAAGGGCAGCGCCGGACAGCAGGGCAAAGAGGCGCAGGCUUAG